CUGGGGCGGCGAGGCGUCGCGUGGCCGGCAGGCGGCGCGCUGCCAGGCUCGGCCUCGGCCUGCGCGGCGGCGGCGGCGGCGGCGGCGGCGGCGGCGGCCUGGGCCCGGGUGCGGCGGUGGCGGUGGCGUGGUGGCAGCGGGGCCUGGAGCCGGACCUAAGAUGGCAGCGGCGGCAGCGACGGCGGUGGGGCCGGGUGCGGGGAGCGCUGGGGUGGCGGGCCCGGGCGGCGCGGGGCCCUGCGCGACAGUGUCGGUGUUCCCCGGCGCCCGCCUCCUCACUAUCGGCGACGCGAACGGCGAGAUCCAGCGGCACGCGGAGCAGCAGGCGCUGCGCCUCGAGGUGCGCGCCGGACCCGACGCGGCGGGCAUCGCCCUCUACAGCCAUGAAGAUGUGUGUGUGUUCAAGUGCUCAGUGUCCCGAGAGACAGAGUGCAGCCGUGUGGGCAGACAGUCCUUCAUCAUCACACUGGGCUGCAACAGCGUCCUCAUCCAGUUCGCCACACCCCACGAUUUCUGUUCUUUCUACAACAUCCUGAAAACCUGUCGGGGCCACACCCUGGAGCGCUCUGUGUUCAGCGAGCGGACAGAGGAAUCCUCAGCUGUGCAGUACUUCCAGUUUUAUGGCUACCUGUCCCAGCAGCAGAACAUGAUGCAGGACUAUGUGCGAACAGGCACCUACCAGCGUGCAAUCCUGCAGAACCACACUGAUUUCAAGGACAAGAUCGUUCUAGAUGUGGGCUGUGGCUCUGGAAUCCUGUCAUUUUUUGCUGCUCAAGCAGGAGCCAGGAAAAUUUACGCAGUGGAAGCCAGCACCAUGGCUCAGCAUGCAGAGGUCCUGGUGAAGAGUAACAAUCUGACAGACCGCAUCGUGGUCAUCCCUGGCAAAGUAGAGGAGGUCUCACUGCCUGAGCAAGUGGACAUUAUCAUCUCAGAGCCCAUGGGCUACAUGCUCUUCAACGAACGUAUGCUUGAGAGCUACCUCCAUGCCAAAAAGUACCUGAAGCCCAGUGGAAACAUGUUCCCCACCAUUGGUGACGUCCACCUCGCACCCUUCACCGAUGAACAGCUCUACAUGGAGCAGUUCACCAAAGCCAACUUCUGGUACCAGCCAUCUUUCCAUGGAGUGGACCUGUCGGCCCUCCGAGGCGCCGCUGUGGAUGAGUACUUCCGGCAACCUGUGGUGGACACAUUUGACAUCCGGAUCCUGAUGGCCAAAUCUGUCAAGUAUACGGUGAACUUCUUAGAAGCCAAAGAAGGCGAUUUGCACAGGAUAGAAAUCCCAUUCAAAUUCCACAUGCUGCAUUCAGGGCUGGUCCAUGGCUUGGCCUUCUGGUUCGAUGUUGCAUUCAUUGGCUCCAUAAUGACCGUGUGGCUAUCCACAGCCCCAACAGAGCCCCUGACCCACUGGUACCAGGUCCGGUGCCUCUUCCAGUCACCGUUGUUUGCCAAGGCCGGGGACACGCUCUCAGGGACAUGUCUGCUUAUUGCCAACAAAAGACAGAGCUAUGACAUCAGUAUUGUGGCACAGGUGGACCAGACAGGCUCCAAAUCCAGUAACCUGCUGGAUCUAAAGAACCCCUUCUUCAGGUACACAGGUACAACCCCAUCACCCCCACCUGGUUCACACUACACGUCUCCCUCCGAGAACAUGUGGAACACGGGAAGCACCUACAAUCUCAGCAGCGGGGUGGCUGUGGCUGGAAUGCCUACUGCCUAUGACCUGAGCAGUGUUAUUGCCGGCGGCUCCAGUGUGGGUCACAACAACCUGAUUCCCUUAGCCAACACAGGGAUUGUCAAUCACACCCACUCCCGGAUGGGCUCCAUAAUGAGCACGGGCAUUGUCCAAGGCUCCUCAGGUGCCCAGGGAGGCGGCGGUAGCUCCAGUGCUCACUAUGCAGUCAACAACCAGUUCACCAUGGGUGGCCCUGCCAUCUCUAUGGCCUCGCCCAUGUCCAUCCCGACCAACACCAUGCACUAUGGGAGUUAGGUGCCUCCAGCCUCGACAGCACUGCGCACUGACAGCACCAGGAAACCAAAUGAAGUCCAGGCCCGGCACAGCCAGUGGCUGUCCCCCUUGUUCUGGAGAAGCGUGAACACCCGGUCACAGCCCUCUUUGCUAUGGGAACUUGGACAUUUUUUUACACGAUGUCGCCGCUGCCCUCAAGUACCCCCAGCCCAACCUCUGGUCCCAAGCGCGUGUUGCUGCCAUACUUUACAUGAGAUCCUGGGGCAGCCCUCAUCCUGUUCUGUACUCUCCACUCUGACCUGGCUUUGACAUCUGCUGGAAGAGGCAAGUCCUCCCCCCACCCUUACAGCUGCACCUGACCAGGCAGGAGGAGGCCAGCAGCUGCCACCACAGAUCUGGCAGCACCCAAUCCCACAACCCGUCCUUGCACCUCCCCUCACCUGGGGUAGCAGCACAGCCAGCUGGACCUCUCCUUCAACUACAAGGCCACAUGGUCACCAUGGGCGUGACAUGCUGCUUUUUUUAAUUUUAUUUUUUUACGAAAAGAACCAGUGUCAACCCACAGACCCUCUGAGAAACCCGGCUGGCCGGGCCAAGCCAGCAGCCCCUGUCCCUAGGCCCAGAGGUUCUAGGUGAGGGGUGGCCCUGCCGAGCCUUCAGGGCAGGCGCAGCCCCCUCCCACCAAAGGGUUCACCUCAAACUUGAAUGUACAAACCACCCAGCUGUCCAAAGGCCUAGCCCCUGCUUUCUGCUACUGUCCUGUCCUGAGCCCUGAAGGUCCCUCCUCCAUCAAAAGCUGGAACAGGCAGCCCAGAGUGAGUCACUGUGGGCUACUGGGGCAGACAAGAAACCUCAAAGAUCUGUCACAGAAGGAAGGCAUCCUCUCCUGAUAGCUAACAUAGGCCUGUGUGUUCCCUCCACAUUCAUGUUCCAAUUACUCCUCUCUCAAGACAGCAUCCCUGGGAAGGGGCCUAGUAGGGACCUCCCCAGACAAAAAGGAAAGCAAACAAGGAAGGAUGAUUAAUAAGCACAGGCAGUUUCCCCUGUUCCCUCACCCUAGAGUCCCCACCUCAAUGGCCACAGCUCAGGCUGGGCCUUUGCCUGCCACAGGUACCCCUUGGCAAAGGCUGGAGCUGCUCUGUGCCACCCCCCUGACCUUUCAGGGAAUCAGAGGGUCCUCAGGUGGCUGGGAAAACAGGCUCUCUCCUGUCCAUCAGUAAUAUUCCCUGCUCGGCUGCCCCUCCCCACCUUUAUAUAAAUUCUCUGGAUCACCUUUGCAUAGAAAAUAAAAGUGUUUGCUUUGUAAGAAAA
Molecule: messenger RNA, 3277 nt
Organism: Arvicanthis niloticus (Nile rat)
Lineage: Eukaryota; Metazoa; Chordata; Mammalia; Rodentia; Muridae
Gene: Carm1
Product: coactivator associated arginine methyltransferase 1
Biological process (GO): peptidyl-arginine methylation, to asymmetrical-dimethyl arginine; chromatin remodeling
Molecular function (GO): histone H3R2 methyltransferase activity
Source: RefSeq, a predicted model, not a curated record